UUGAGCUGGUUAUUAUUACAAGCAGCGGCGCUAACUUCUUCACAGUCAAUAAUACCCAUUUCCUUCGUCGCCAAACAACUUUAUUUUUUUAAAAUUGCAGCAGCAUACAACAGCUUUGGAGUGGCAAGUGGUAUAUCGCCACUGGCGUCUGCUAAUCGAACCUCAACAACCGCUGGUCUCAACAGUGCACCCUCUUCUGCCGCACCUGUCGGAAGCUCAAGUUCGGGGGCGAGCGCAUCAGGCGCAUCAUCGUCACUGACGCAAAUUUCGCCGAACUGUCGCUCUUCUAGGAUCACCUUUAAUGAGCAAACACAACAAGAGCUAGCUCAAAUGCGCACCUAUAAUGGUAAAAUCGGAAAUGCAAAACCACCAUUCUCAUAUAUUUCGCUGAUAACGAUGGCAAUCCAGCGAUCUGAAUCUCGUAUGCUAACUCUUUCAGAGAUUUAUCAAUUCAUCAUGGAUAAUUACGCCUACUACCGACAGAACCAGCAAAGGUCAGCCGGGUCAGUGCUUAAAUUUCAGCCUACAUAACA
Gongylonema pulchrum is the source of this 533-nucleotide messenger RNA. NCBI's taxonomy places the organism in Eukaryota, Metazoa, Nematoda, Chromadorea, Rhabditida, Gongylonematidae. The record is from the annotation of a GenBank genome assembly.